Messenger RNA from Penicillium hordei, 1080 nucleotides. Its product is annotated as 2,4,5-trihydroxytoluene oxygenase. The coding region runs from base 1 to 1080 and encodes 359 amino acids. The record is from RefSeq and is a predicted model, not a curated record. NCBI's taxonomy places the organism in Eukaryota, Fungi, Ascomycota, Eurotiomycetes, Eurotiales, Aspergillaceae. Gene Ontology annotation, cellular component: mitochondrion. Gene Ontology annotation, biological process: L-methylmalonyl-CoA metabolic process. Gene Ontology annotation, molecular function: methylmalonyl-CoA epimerase activity. The transcript has a single exon.
AUGUCUCUUUGGAUGCUUGACUUGAUUACGCUUCUCCCCAAUAAAUGGCAGAACUGGAUACUGCCGCCAUCGAUCAUUCCAACUGUGCAGAAUGGCCCGUACAAGGUUCAGCUGAGCCGCAUCGCGCAUGUCUACUUUGAGCACUAUGAUCUGGAAGCGUUCGACAGAUUUGCCAAAGAUUUCGGCUUCAUGGAGGCAGAGCGAAAGGGGAAGACCAUCUACUACCGCGGAUAUGGCAGAGACCCCUACGUCUAUGUGGCUUCUCAGAGCUCCACACGGAGAUCACGGUUCAUUGGGGCUGCCUUUAUCGCAAAAGACGAGGAAAAUUUCAAUAAGGCCGCACAGGUACCGGGAGUUGAACGCCAAACAUUAGACGACGCUCCCGGUGGCGGCGAGAUGAUCACGUUUGCGCGCCCCAAUGGGACCUACUUUUAUGUGGUAUACGGCCAGACCGAGCGCGAGCUGAACGAGAAGCAUUUACCCACGGCGACACACGACUCUCAGGGUCCAUUCAAUACGCCCUUUGAAAAGCCCCGGAAAGGGCAGUUCCAGAGAUACCAUGAUGGUCCUGCUCUGGUGCACAAGCUUGGCCACUACGGAUACGUGUGCAAGGAGUUCGAAACAGAGUUGGAGUUCUACACCGGCAACUUCAAUUUCGUCCAUUCCGACAUCCUAAAUCUUCCGCAGUUUCCUCAGAUGGACGUCAUGACGUUCAUGCAUCUUGAUUUAGGCGAGGAGUAUACGGAUCAUCAUACGCUCUUCCUGCAGCGCGCUUCGCCGACGGUUCGCGAAACAUACGUUCACCACACUUCGUUCGAGGUGGCCGAUUUUGAUACACAGUUGAUGGGACAUCACUACCUUGCUAAGAAGGGAUGGAAAAGCGUCUGGGGAGUGGGAAGGCACAUCCUAGGGAGCCAGAUUUUUGAUUACUGGUACGACAGCUCCCAGUUCAAAAUUGAACAUUAUGCCGAUGGGGAUGUGGUGAAUCGGAAUAAUCCGACACGCAGAGAACCGGUUGGGCCGUUGUCUGUGUGGGGUCCUGACUUACCUAAGGACUUCGGAGACAACAAAGCGAACUGA